AUGAAAAAGAUGUUUUUCAGAGUGAUGUUCUAUAACAUUAUAUUGCUGCUUCUUUGAAGAUUUACCACAUCAAAAUCAAGAUUGACUUCGGUGGAGUGGGUGAUCGCGUGACCUGCCAUUUUGGCUCUGGAACGACGAUCGUACAUAUCCCCAAAAGCACAAAGCAAGCAAGACUCUUUUUAUCUUUCCUUUCUAUCGUCUAUUCUAGAAAGUACUCUGCUUUUCAAACUCAAUACUUGAGCAGACUGGUACUUCACGCCCCUAUUCCCCGAUUCCUGGGUGCGAUCCUGUCUUUACAUCGGGAGUUGCAGCAUGACUACGCAACAAUCCGAACCAGCAAUCUUUGAGCUGGUCGGAAUCCACAACCGAAUAACUUUGGACAAUGUUUACUUCAACGGGAUGCACGCAUUACGGCAUAUCAAGCUUCGGAAUCUUUGCGACAAGUAUGUCACAGUCAAGAUGCGAUCGAACUUACGACGUCAGAUCGUUUUCCAGCUACACAACGAGAACCUUCCAAUUGUAGAUAACGACGGUCCAGAGGAAGAAGAUUUCGUAUCCAAUACAGUAGCAGCUUCCACGGUUAGCCGGUCUAAUAAGGCUUUAGAGGAAUUUUCGAAUAGCCAUUUCAAUCAACUGUUCAAUUAUGUCAACCAUAUAGACGAAGUGGAGCUUCAACCUUUUCAAACCAAGUAUAUUGUUCUCGCCCUGCUGCCCAAUCGUAUGGCCAAUAGAGCAGCAUCUGGCCAUAUUGAUGAAAGCGAUGCCGACAACCUGGCUGAAGAAAAGGACGCCAUAGAUGAUGAAUCAGCUGUCAAAGGCGAAACUAGGUUCCAUACUCGGUAUGAUCCUGGCAAAGAAGAAGACACCUACAACACGUUCGAAGUGAAUGGCAUGUUGUUCUUCUUUGGAUACAAGCAUGAAAAAUCGUAUGAGAAAAGUGCAGAUUCUCGUUCAGAGUCUCCAGAUACAGCCUACCUGACGCAGUCAACAGACGACAAACUUGCCGGGGCCGAGCCAGAUUAUCAGCUCAGUGUCAAAUUCCGAUCUACUGUAUGUCAAAGUGUACUUUGGACCGAUAUCAGCGAGGUUGGCUUAAACUUUGAUGAUUGUGUUGUUGGAGGAACUUACUUUAAGGAUUUCACCAUCUCCAACAAAUCUGAAAUCGAUUUAUUCUGGUUGCUCAAUACUGUCGAUAUCAACAACGCCAAUAAGGAUGACAGUCUUCGAUUUACGGACUACGACACGGGCGAGGUACUUGACAAUAAGCCAAUACCUAGUUACUCUCAUCGUCGAGUACGAGUUACCUUUAAGCCCAAGGAAGUUGGCGAAUUCAACUAUGAUUUGCAAGUCGAGAAUGUGAAUGACUCUAGAAAUUUGGAACAAACUCGAAUACAUGCAUCGGUUCGAUCUGUCCUCAAGGAUGAAACCCUAGUUGUCAGCAGCGGAAACGUAGUCGAUUUUGGCGAUUGCUGUGCUGGUGCGUGGACCACUCAGCAGCUUGUCUUGAGGAAUGUCAGCGAAUUGCCAAUGGAUGUUCACCUCGCGUCCGAUGGUGCAGAAAUGUAUUUCGAUAUCAAGAGUGGUUUAGAAUCAUCAAAAGAUAUGGGAAAUAUCGACAAGAAGAGGUUAUUAGCCCCACGGCUGCUUAGAGAUCCGUAUAGUGGAACUUCAACUACAAAUCCAACCAUUACUCCAGUCGCCAGCAUUAGCGAACUUUCUGGUCCUAAUAGUGAGGUUAGCUCACGUGCGUCAUCCCCGACUCUCCCCCACUCUAAAUCCAAGGAGGUAGAGACAAGCUCUUUACCUGUAUCAAUAGAUUCAUUAGGUCCAUCUGUACAAAGUUCCCUGCGAUCUCCAAAACCAAGCAAUUUGCGAGUACCUAGUUCAUCAACGUCGUUCAAUGACGAUUCUGAUACGGAUGCUGAAGGUACCCGAACGAUGAAAACCAGCGAGUCUGCUGAUGAGUCUUCUGUUGCCUCUGCAGGUAACACUGGUUUAGAGAACUUUACGCGAAUUGAAGACAUCAUAAUAAGAGCUGGCAGCGAAAGACGUAUACAAGUCUCGUAUCGACCAGAGAUGGACAACUCACCGACCGACUUUAACGCUGGUCAACUCAUGCGACGGAAUUUUCGAAUUGUCAUCGAAUAUGGUCCUUAUCGUUCUGGUGCUUCCAAAGAACGCAAAGUAAUCCAAUGUAAAGCUCGCAGCUGUACAUCGUUCGUGGAAGCCAUACCUCGCGAAAUCAACUUUGGCGACACUGAUGUUGGAGCGCUUAAAUCACUACCUGUCAACAUCUUUAACCGUUCCGAUAUUCCAGCUCGAGUUGAACUCCAGUUCAAUUCCAAAGUCCUGAAUUGUCAGCGUGGAGAAAUCUCUAUUCCGCCAAGAAGUCUCUUUGAAUUGAAACUAGACAUGUACCCUCGCAAAGUCAAUGCCGACUACCGCAAACAACUGACUUUAGUGAAUUAUCUCAACCGCAAAAACGAUCAGAUUAUAGAAGUUCGAAGUACCAACAUUGACAAAAAUAGAGUUACUUUUCAUUCGUUGUUUUAUCGAAUUCUGACCGCUACUGGAGCCAACUUCAUCGAUUUUGGACCUAUCGCAUUGAAUUCUCCAGCCUUGAGAACCUUCACCAUUGACAAUAUCAGCAAUCGAACGCUCAAAUUAGAGGUGACCACCUCGCUCCCAGACGACUUUGUAAUAUAUACGCGAAAGAAAGCUAAGAAGGUCGAUGUGGAACCAGACGUAGAGAAGGAUGAAGUGAAGAAACUGGAAUCAGAGGAGCGACCAACGGUGGAUGAAAAGUCUGAAAUUCCGACAUCUCAAUCUAGUGAUCAAAGUGAAGCAAGAAAACAUCCUAAUACAACAAACAAGAUUUCUACUGUUCCAUCUGGCGUGGCAAAGAAUUUCACAUCCAAUCAAGCAGCUAUCUCUGCUGUACGACAAGUUCGAAGCAAUAUUGCCACGCGUAAGGAUUAUCUGCAUAGUGAAACGGCCUACCUUGAUCUGGCGAUUCCUAGUUCCCAGAGCAACAUGCGCAAGAAGCUCUUGAAUAUAAAGGCUCUCAACCACAAAGCACCUAUCGCUUCCUUAUCAAAUAAAUUUAAAGAUUCAAGGAAUAAGGAAACAAGCCGGAAAAUGUUGAACGGCAAAUCAUCCUCGACGCAAAGCUCAACUCCUUCAUCCGAUCGAGAACUUAGCAGCAGUCAAAUACCAAGACGACCUGCUUUAGCCUUAUCCCGUGAUGACUCUAAGAAUGCAUCUAGUAGAUCUUUGGGUAUCACCGCCGCGCGGCACAAGUCACGAAAAAAUUUGGAUUGGUCUGAUAUAACCGGCAUGUCAAGAGUACCGUUUGAUGAUCUUAUUGCCGUCUUAGAACAUUGUUCCAAAGCUUUACCACCUCUGUUUCCUAAGCAGUCUGUGGAAGAAAAGUUUGUUCGUCAUCAAAUGGCCUGGCGUCAUGAACUGGAACGUUUGAUCGAAAAGGAAAUUCUUGUUGCGUCCAAGCAGAUCGAGAUUGAAGCUGGUGAAGAAGAAGAAGUGAUCAUUGUUUUUACCCCGGAUGGUUCCACCAAACCUCAUAUUCAGAAUACGCCAAGAAAGCAAGAUGCUCGUAUUUUCCUUCGCCUGAUUGAGUUCGACCGCAGCAUUGAGCAAACUCAGUUCGAAUCUUUGAGGGACCUAGACCAUUCGCAAAUCCCACUUCGAGAGCUGAUUGUGCGAUCUCAUCUUUGUCGGUCAGUUAUGGACCUUGGUCAGAAGAAUAUCAACUUUGGUCUACUUGAACGCAAUGAACGAAGGACAAAGAGUAUCAUAUUGCACAACCGAAGUGAAACUUCUCUUCUCUAUACCAUUCGAAAAUCAGGUUCCAUUGCCUCUGGUGAUAUUAUGCUCGGGUCUGGACGACAUGGCGUUGUUAGAGCCUUCGGCAAACGUGAAAUCGAUUUCGUUUUCGAGCCUACUUUACCCGGCCAAUUUAUGGAGCGCUUGGUUGUGGAAAACAUCAGAGAUCGAGAGAAUGAUCAAGUUGUCUUAGUGAAAGCAAAUGUUCGGAAACCAUCCACUUUCUUCAUCAAGUCCCUUCAGAUGAACUUUGGCGUUUGCUUUAUGGGUCAGCUAUGUUCGCGCGUUGAAACCAUUGUCAUCACAAACACCAACAAGCAGUCUCGGACGUUUGAAAUUCGCACGGAUCCUAAAGAAAUGCAGUUUGAUUUCUGUACUGUUGAUUUCGAUUAUGUUGUGGAGGAUGAUAACGAAGGUACUUUGACCAAGGAGCAAGAAGAAGAGAUUGAGACUCUGGAGCAAAAGUUGAAGAUCGCGCGGAGGAAAGGUCACGCUGACAAGGUCAAGAAGUAUUUAAAGAAACUUGCGAAACUCAAGAAGACUACUUUUGAGAUUGAGAGCAAUCUGCAUGGUGAACCUGAGAGUGAGCGAUCAUCAUCAACAGCACCUCCAGAAAGUGACACGACAGCACCUGAUGCGCCUACGGAUAGUAGUAAUAUAUCCCCUGGCACCAAUGGAUUUAUCGAUCACCCCGCUGUCAGCAUUGUCAAGGAAGCCGCUGCAAAGCUGCGCUCUGAUACUAUGUCUACUGUUUCUUCUCAAACCUCACAAAAGUACAAGAGAACUGCAAAUAGCGUCAUCUUCUCCCUUGAUGCGCAUGCUACCAAGACCAUCUCUGUGUACCUUAAACCGGUUAGCACUGUCAUAACAAGUGGAAAUGUGACACCGGACGAUAGGAGUUCGAAGGACGUCCCUACUCUUGAGCAGAUCACUGGAAGAAUCUUCGUUCAUGAGCACAAGAACACUGAUAUCUGCAAAAAAAUUGUUUUCACCGCGCAAAUAUGCCGAGAUCAAGGAGCAUUCAUCAACAAUGUUGCCAAGAAAAUGACAGGAGAUGAACCUAUGCUUGUAAAUCAUGAUACAAUUGUUGCUGAGCAUGUUGUAAACGGUGUUGAACCAGGAGUGGAAGAAGGCCAACCAAGCUUGCAGGCAGAUCAUGUGAUAGACAGAGAGCCAGAGAUGGAACCCUUAUCACUGGAAAGAGCGUUCCUUGAUUGUGGCCGGCUCGAGCUUGAUCAACCCACCACGUUUUACCUGAACGUGGCCAAUCGAUCUCAAAAAGGACUGUAUUUUGAAGUCAUCAUUGAUCCUGCAGAAUACGAUUUCUUCAAUAAUUUUGAGGAUGUUAAGCAACUACUUAAGCCUGAGGAACAACGCAAGGUCAUCUUUCCGAUCGUUCCAAAGACCAUAGGAUUACAGCAACAUCACAUUCUCCUACGAAACGUUGCCACUGGAUCUGUCUUUCCUUUCACAGUACAAUGUAUGGUUCAUCGUGGUCAAUAUUUGCGAUUUCCCUCCUUAGGUGGGGAUGGUGAGCUUGAUCUGGGCUACUCCUAUGUUGAUCCUGGGUGCAAAUACUCUCAAGUCACGCCUUUGCUGGUGGAGAACAUUACUGAUGAUGAUUUGUACAUUAGCUGUCAGAGUAAUCUGUCGCAACAAGUGGUCAUCUUCCAGGACGAAAAUAUUGAGCGUGGUCAAGUUGAGAGAAUGUUCUUUAAGCGCAAGAGCAUGACGACCGUGUGGGUGGCCGUUCAACCGAACUUGUUAUCUGGAUAUUUAAAUACCUCGGGAGACGAAUGUCGAGAGCUCGUUGGUGGUAUCAAGUUUGGUAUCUACAUGAAAUCCGAUGGCUUCGAGCCCAUCAGGGACGAAGCCGAUGAAGGAGAAUACUGUCUUGCUCUCCAGCAGACUGUUAAGUUCACAUCUCUCAUUGGCCAAUCCAACCUCGAAGUAUCGGACAAAAUCAUCAAUAUGGGCUACACUGAUAUUUUAGGAGGAGAAUUUUAUGGCCACUUUACGAUCAAGAACAAAAGUGGAAGGCUACCUCUUGAUUACGAAGUUGAAUGUUCUAGUAGCAACAUUGUUGUGGAUAGAAAUAGUGGUACUCUUGAUGGAUGGCGCAUGUCCGAAUUGAAAGCAAAGGCAUUUACCGACGCCAAUGCUAGAAAACCAUCUUAUGAUGCAGCCUGGAGUGUAUCAGCAACUCAAAUAACGUUCAAAAUCUAUUCCACCAUCUAUGGGUUGCUCAAGGAAAAGAUCACCAUCAUCAACAAGUACAACAGCAUGGAAGUGUUUGAUAUCGAAGUUCGUCUUUUUGUCGACUGUGGAACGCUGAAGAUCCCAUCCACCGACAGCGGUGUCAACUGGCCAUCUGAUAUAUCCGAGUUGUCGGAAACAUCCGACAGACAUUAUCACAGAGACACACACCAACUGCCUGUUAUCAAAUGGGAAGAUAUCUAUGUUCGACCUCUCAAGCUAGACUCAGAGAACGUGGCUGACGAGACGGAUACUAGCCCAAGCUACACAUUCGCUCAUGAUCCAACUUCCAACGAUGCCAAGCAGUUACCUAGCUUUGAAGUAGAGAAUAUGUCAGAAGCUUUGAUGCAUCUAACACCUUUGAGCGACCUUACUAUGAAGUCCCAGUGGAAUUCGGAUGAUGUAUGCGCCGCCGAAAUAGAACCUGGGAUGCCUUUUCACGCUUGUGGACCAGCUUUGAGACUUACUCACAACGAAGUGUGUUCCAUCACAGUGUAUCCACCAUCACCAGAAGAUUUGUCUGCUACAGAAUUGGAGCAACUCAGUGUUGGAGAACGUGGUUCUAUCCGCGGCCUGCUUGUUCUUUAUGACGCGAUCACUAAGAACGUCAUCAAAGUAUUUGACUUGGAAGCAAGCUUCUGCGCAUCUGUUGCUGAUCUCAGCGUAAAAUCCAUCAACAUUGGUAAGAUUGGUCAUGCCACCUCUUGGAAACCCAUGCCUUUCUACUUCGCUGUUCGGAACUUGUCAGAUAUCAUGUUACGAUAUACCAUAGAGGCACCAUCCUAUAUCACGCUAGAGCCGACCAUCGCCAGCGGUGAACAGUCUGCUCGAGAAUAUGAUUUGGCACCAAUGGGUCAAUGUAGAAUUGAAGGUGUAUUAGACCCCAAAGCUUGUGAAGAUCAGACUCCAGGCUUGCGUGAUAUUCCCAUUCGAUUGAUCAACAAAAACAACAGCGACAAUGUUAUGGUGUUGACAUUACGUGCUCAGAUGACUAUUUUCGAGUUAGGAUUUGAGCGACUCAACAACAACUCCAUUUUGCUACCUGUGCUUUCUCAUCCCUUGGCAGCCCAAAAUGUUCCAUGUGACAAUUGGUUCACGAUAUGCAACACAACGGACGAUGACACCAAAUUUGAGAUCGGAGCAGAGAUAGCGCCAGAUUUGAAGUCCCUCAUCAAGUUAAACGUACUAUCACGCUACUCCAACACACCACUCAAAGGUGGUUUCACGCUCAAUCCUCGUGGUAAAAUUGAAAUCAGAGUCAGAGCAUAUCCAAUAGAAGAUGCUCGUUUGCCAGUGGAUCGCCCCGACCUUCUUGAUCCCAGUGGAAUUGAUUUUGCUAAAGUGUGGGUCAGUACACGGUUUAACGACUCUCGGGAGGAUAAUGGACGACAGUUCAGCGAGGAGAUCAAUGUUAGAGGCGUACUGUCAGAAGUUCCUAUGUUCUCGUUAUCAGAACGGCGACUGGAGUUCAAAAUCGUCACUUCGUAUCUUGAAGGAGAAAAUAGUGAUGAAGAACAUCAAGCUGCCGCCAUACAAGCGUUGCCACCUCCUUCCGUAGUGCCUGAAUUUGCUCAGUUGUCUGUGACUAACCUGUCACAGAAGCAAGCUCUCCGAUUCAAAGUGACGCUUGAAGGACCUGUUGAAUUUUCUGCUCGCAAGGUCAUUCGUAUAGCAGAGCUCGAUGGUUCAGGCAUAGGCAUUGUAGAACCUGGUGCAUCCCUUCCGCUAUCAGUAGAGAUUAUUGAUCCAAAAGGAAGUUUAUCUGGACAGUUCCGCAUUCACAUCGAUGACAUGGAUUCAGUACACGGUUGUAGACAGACAACGACGAUAUAUGUGAUAGAGGACCGACGCAAGAUCAGGAAAUCGACGCCGAAAAAGAAGAAGCCGGUGACAAACAAGUUGCUCGAUCAAGUAGCGGGAAAGGGUGGUUUGCUGAAACCCAACCUCAUUCGCAUGGACUCUCCUGCUUCCGUCUUGCCGUAUAUCAACUUGCGUGGAUGCAAGCGGAUCGAUGAAGGAUUUAUGGGUGGUCGAUAUGAACUUGACCUUGGACAACUGGACAUGGGUUCUAAUGCCAUUACGAAGAAGCUCACGUUGGAAAACACAUCUGAUUCCGCUGUUUCCUAUCGCAUCCGUUGUAUACCAGAUCCUGAACGAGAAUGGCUAAAAAUCAGCCGGUCAGAAGGAACGCUUGAAUCACUAUCCGAUACCUUGACUUUCACUGAACCGCACACUGUCACGCUCAGCUUCUCAACUGCUAUACGUAACAUAUAUCUCACCUACUUGAUCAUUGAGAAUAUUGACAAUCCCAUCGACACCAAAACUAUCCGCGUUACCAUGGAGGUUGUUGCUCGACAGAAUGUUCGACGUGGUCAAAUCAGCGAGAGUGAAAAUAACAAUGUUUUUGAUGUUUUCGUCAAUGGCAUUGAUAUAUCUCAAACCUGUAUAGAUAUGCUCAACAUAUUUUACGGAUCAGAGUACACUGCGCGAAGUAUGCUGAUUUAUAAUCGAGAGUCGGUUCCCUUGGAGUUUACGAUCAUGUCCAAUUUACUUCAUGACGACCCAACCGAGAUUCUCUUCUCUACUUCUCAGUCUGCGACCCGACUAUUCAAAUCCUUGACGGUCGAACCCAAAAACCAUAUUCGUGUCUAUAUCAGAUUCCGACCUUUACCUUCUAAGGCUGUACGCCAUCAAAUAGAGGAGCGAGGAGGAGACCACAACGAUGUUGUCGAACACAAGACGGUUGAGAUAUACAUCAAUUGUCGCUUAGUUAAGGAUUACCAGCAAACUGUGUUGUUAAAAGCAGAAUGUCGUAUGCCAGCUUUCCGGGUUGCAUACCAUGAAACCCAGGCCUUGAUGGGGACUCUCCAAAAGCGAAAAGACGCUGGCAAUGAAGAUGGAAGCCAAUGGGACCUUUCUUUUCCAGCGCCUGGUCACCAUAUGGUGAUUUGCAACUUACAGAAAGAUCCAAUGUCAUAUCAGAUCGUCAACGACACAUCGCACUUCUUACUCGAAUUUCCUGAUGGUAAUAAUAAGGUGAUUCCGCCUGGCAUGUCCCACAAGGUUAUCAUCAAGCCCAAUAUGAAGAGGCUUCUUGACAAUGCUGAAGCCAUCCAUCGGGAAAAGUACCUUCAAGAGUAUGUUACAGUCUACAACAAGGAUAGACCUCAGGAGAAUUACUGGAUACCGCUGCGUAUGAGCUUCGGUCACGUCAGUAACUUUCAACUGGCAUCGGGCUAUCGGUCGUCGCAUGCGUACAGCAUGCUUGAAAGUCACGUCGUGUCAUUCCUCAAGGACUUCAACGCAGGGAUGCGUUACCUCUCUACGUUCAGUGAAGAUGAUGAUCGCCGCGCCGAGCUCGAAUUCAAAUACUACUAUAUUGUUGAUCAACUUGUAUAUUAUUCCACCGUCAAAACCGGUGAAAACUUUUUCCAACUCGCAAGUUUGCUAUUUUGCUCCUUGUUAAAACAUGACAUUUUCAAACCCUUCAUGCCUUCUCUGCUGAAUGCAAAUGAUGAGCAUCCCGAACAACGAGUGUGGCCAGAAGCCCUUAGAAUAUGGGUGUUCUCUUUGCACUAUUUCUUAUCUUUCUUCCCUCAACGACCGGCCAUGCUCGAAACGCUUCGAAGAUUAUAUUCCAACUUAGUAUCUGGGGAUCACCAAAGCUGCUGAUAUGAGCCAUUCUAGACGAUCGCCCCUUCUCUUCUAAUUCCGAACGCUUUUUUCAUUUGUUCUACUUUCUUCUGUACAUUUUGAUAUAUUACAUUCUCGACCUUAAUUUCUGCUCUGACACGU
Molecule: messenger RNA, 9894 nt
Organism: Umbelopsis ramanniana AG
Lineage: Eukaryota; Fungi; Mucoromycota; Umbelopsidomycetes; Umbelopsidales; Umbelopsidaceae
Exons: 4
Coding region: 313-9771 (3152 amino acids)
Source: RefSeq, a predicted model, not a curated record